CCUCCCAGCAGCUCUGACCCACUGUCAGAAGAACAGGAAGACUCCUCUGCCGCUAAAGCCGUAGUCGCUCGCUUCCCCCUGUCAUUUAGGGGUUAAAAGUUAAAUAAACUUGUAGCAGUCAUGGAAACUAAUUUAGAAAACAAGUCGGGCCAAUUCAUCCGUAAUACCAUCUCGUCACCCGUGUUGUAGUCGCUGAAACAACUGGUGGAAGUGGGAAGAGCGGAGUCUUUUUUCUUUCCACGGGGCUUUACCUACUGUUGUCAGAAGAGCUAGCGUAGCUGAAGCUAACAGUUAGCUCACUUAUUACCGCAUACUUUCGAGACUCAAAGUUCACUUUGUUUAACGUAUCGGUUCGUGUCACACGUGGAUACUAUAAGUCGUUUUUUGUAUUUUAUUAACGCAACAGGAAGUUUUCGUACUUUUCCUUCCGAGGGCUUGGGCUGUGCUUUGAAUUUCCCUCCUUCAGUGAUACAGAGAGGCGGCUUAGCGAGGGGCUCGUUUGGUGUAGUUGGCUCUCUACCAAAUCAUUAGCAGCAUUGUGCUAAUUGUGGCUAAGUUAGCCAGGCACUAGCUUAGGCCCAAGGGAAUCAACAGUUGGCUUUUAAAAAAAGUUUUGAAACAACUUCUGAGGAUACGUUUGCUAUUUUUUUUACGAUUGAGUUCGGGGAGAUUACCGCCACAAGGGUUUAUUCUGUCUCCCAACUCAAGGAAACUGAUUCAAUUAUCAGUAUGGAUCCAAACACGGGGAACUCUGCUUCAGCGGCUGGUCCCAAGAAGGACAAGAAAGCAAAGAAGAGCUACGAGGAUGGAGAUGGGAAAAAGAAAUUUAAACUCAAACGCCUGAUUCCUGACGAGUUGGAGCGUUUCACCAGCAUGAGGAUGAAGAAGGACAAGGAGAAGCCCGGCCCGGUCCCAAGUCAGCGGCACUCUUCAGCGGCUAACUACGAGAUCAACGCUCAGAGUCCCAUGCUGCACGAUCUUUCAGAUGAAUCUGUCCUGGACCUGUUCGAACAGAUGCUGGUGGAUAUGAACCUGAAUGGGGAGAAGCAGCAGCCUCUCAGGGCAAAAGACAUUAUGAUCAAACGAGAGAUGGUCUCCCAGUACCUCCACACGUCUAAAGCGGGUCAAAGCCAGAAGGAGAGCACCAAAUCAGCCAUGAUGUACAUCCAGGAGUUAAAGUCAGACUACAGAGACGUACAGCUGCUGAGCUGUCUGGAAUCUCUGCGAGUCUCACUCAACAACAACCCUGUCAGUUGGGUGCAGAACUUCGGAGAUGAGGGGCUGGCCCUGCUGCUGAAUCUGCUUAGAAAACUACAGGACGACAAAGAAGAGUGCUCACAUAUCGGAGUGAAAUGUCAACACGAGAUCAUCCGCUGUCUAAAAGCCUUCAUGAACAACAAGUGCGGCCUAAAAUCCAUGCUGGAUUCAGCGGAAGGGAUUCCUCUGCUGGUCAAAGCCAUCAACCCCCGGGUGUCUCACAUGAUGGUGGACGCUGUCAAGCUGCUUUCUGCCAUCUCCAUAAUGGAACAUCCUGAGAACCUUCAUGAGCGUGUUUUGGAGGCCAUCACAGAGGAGGCGGAGAGACAGGACAUCGAAAGGUUCCAGCCUCUCCUUUCUGGCAUGAGAAAUCACAACAUCGCUCUAAAGGGUGGCUGCAUGCAGCUAAUCAACGCCUUGAUAAGCCGCGGAGAAGAGCUGGACUUCAGGAUCCAUAUUCGCUCUGAACUGCUGAGAUUGGGACUCCGAGAGCUGCUGACGGAGGUGCGGAAGAUAGAAAACGAAGAGCUGAGGGUGCAACUCACCGUGUUUGAUGAGCAGGCUGAAGAUGACUCUGAGGACCUCAAAGCGCGUCUUGAUGACAUCCGCAUUGAGAUGGAUGAUGUGAGGGAAGUGUUUGAGAUCCUAGUCAACACAGUGAAGGACUCCAAGGGAGAAACCCACUUCCUGUCCAUGAUGCAGCACCUGCUGCUAGUCCGUAAUGACUACUUGGCCAGGCCUCAGUACUACAAGUUGAUAGACGAGUGUAUUGCUCAGGUUGUGCUUCACAGAAAUGGAGCGGACCCGGACUUCAAGUGCCGUAGCAUCGGCUUCAACAUCGAAGGCUUGAUAGACAACAUGGUGGACCAAACCAAGGUAGAAACAAGCGAGGCCAAGGCAUCUGAGCUGGAAAAGAAGCUGGAUGCAGAGCUGACAUCACGCCACGAGUUGCAGGUGGAGCUGACGAAACUGGAGGGCGACUAUGAGCAGAAGCUGCAGGACUUGAGCCAAGAGAAGGAACAGCUGGCCAAUUCGAAGCUGGACCGAGAAAUGGAGAACCAGGGACUGCAACUACAGCUAGGCACUCUGCAACAGCAGAUUGAAAAGCUGUCUAAAGAUCUGGAAGAGGCGAAGACGAGAGUUGUCACAGUUACUGUUCCCGUGCCAACACCAGGUUUGCCGCCUCCACCUCCCGCCCCUCCUCUCCCAGGCCAGAAUGCAGGUAUGCCCCAUCCACCUCCUCCCCCACCCCUACCUGGCCAGACAGGCAUGCCUGGUCCCCCUCCCCCUCCUCCUUUACCGGGUCAAGCGUGUAUUGGCAUACCAAGACCCCCACCCCUCCCUGAGGGUCAGUGUUUCGAGUACAAGUGGAGGACCGGACCCUGGAAGGCUGCCUCUCGCCUCGUCUGGUGCCAGCGCUCAGACGGACUCAACGUCACAGUCCCGGGCAUGGGAGGACCACCACCCCCUCCACCCUUACCUGGGAUGGGACCUCCACCACCACCACCUCCGCCAGGGUUUCCUGGUGCCCCCCCUCCACCGCCAGGCCCAGGCAUGCCUCCCCCUCCACCGUUUGGCAUGGGGGGCUGGGGGGCCCCCGCACCACCCUCACUGCCUUUUGGACUGGAGCCUAAGAAGGAGUACAAGCCUGAGGUCCAACUGAAGAGAGCCAACUGGAGCAAGAUCGGGUCUGAGGACCUCUCUGAGAAGAGUUUCUGGAUCAAGGCAAAAGAGAAUGCAUUUGAAAGCAACGAGCUCUUUGCCAAACUCACCUUGGCCUUCUCCUCACAGACAAAGCCCACUAAAGCCAAAAAGGAGCAAGAUGGCGGGGAUGAGAAGAAAACGACGCACAAGAAGAAGGUGAAGGAGCUGAAGAUUCUUGACUCCAAGACCUCGCAGAACCUUUCCAUUUUCCUGGGUUCGUUCCGUCUUCCUUAUGUGGAAAUGAAAAACGCCAUCUUUGAGGUUAAUGAGAAGGUCAUCACAGAGUCCAUGCUUCAGAACCUGAUCAAACUGCUGCCAGAAGCAGAGCAGCUGAAGGUCCUGGGAGAAAUGAAGGAUGAAUACGACGACCUGGCUGAGUCCGAGCAGUUUGGAGUAGUGAUGUCCGGCAUAAAGCGGCUGAUGCCACGGCUUCAGGCCAUCCUGUUCAGGCUGCAGUUCGAGGAGCAGAUGAACAACAUCAAGCCAGAUGUGGUGUCUGUGACAGCGGCCUGCGAGGAGCUGAGUAAGAGCCAGUCCUUCACCAAGCUGCUGGAGAUCAUCCUCCUCGUAGGGAACUACAUGAACGCUGGCUCCCGCAAUGGGAAGGCAUUUGGCUUCUCCAUAUCAUACCUGUGCAAGCUUCGUGACACCAAAACAGCUGAUCUGAAGCAGACACUGCUCCAUUUCCUGGCUGACGUGUGCCAGGAGCAUUACCCAGAGAUCAUGGGCUUUGCAGACGAGCUCGUCCAUGUGGAAAAGGCCAGUAGAGUUUCGGCAGAGACACUCCAGAAGAACCUUGAGCUAAUGGGCCGUCAGAUCAAGACACUGGAAAAAGACCUGGAAACCUUCCCUCCUCCACAAAAUGACAAGGACCUGUUUGUGGAGAAGAUGGCAAUCUUUGUGAGCUCUGCCCAUGAGCAGCAUGAGAAGCUGGAUCUGCUGCACAAGAAUAUGGAGAAGCAAUACAGCGACCUGGGACAGUACUUUGUCUUUGACCCCAGAAAAAUCUCAGUGGAGGAAUUCUUUGGAGACCUCAACACCUUUAAAAACAUGUUCCAGCAAGCAGUGAAGGAGAAUCAGAAGAGGAAGGAGGCUGAAGAGAAGAUCAAGAGGGCCAAACUGGCCAGGGAGAAAGCAGAGAAGGAGAAGGAGGAGAAACUCAAGAAGAACCAGCAUCUCGACAUCAACACAGACGGGGAUGAAACUGGUAUCAUGGAUGGUCUGCUGGAAGCGCUGCAGUCGGGCGCUGCCUUCAGGAGAAAGAGAGGACCACGGCAAGCAGCCAACCACCGACGAGCUGGUCAUGCAGUGACCAGCAUCCUGGCCAAAGAGCUGAUGCAAGAAGACACGCCUCCAUCCAGCCAAGCAAAGAAGAAAAAGUCAGAGGAGAAGGAAAAGCCCAAACUAGAAGGAGCGGAGUCAUUAGAGGAGUUACUGGAGGUGACUCUCUCUCGGUCCAAUUAGGCCCCCACCACAGAAAGAUUUGACUAAGUCAUUCUUAUCCAAAUGCAGAUGUAUUUCCUAGCCAUUCCAGGGGCCAAUAUAAAUCUGAGAAAAAAAGCCCUGUGUUUUCUCCAUGUCUAAUCAGGCCCCUCUUUAAGGGUAGCAUUGACUGUGUCUUCUGGGAGGACAGGGAGUGGCAGAGGAUGAGUGCGGGGCUCUCACCUCAGCCACGACCCCCUGGAUGUCCCUCAUCAACCUUUGGACCUUUGCCAUCGUCAUAAACAUGUUAUUGCUUUCUUCAGCAUGUGCACAUAUCUAUUGUUGUUUGUUUCACUUGAUUCACCUGUUAUUCAUCAAAGGGCAUCUUAGGCCAUUCCAAAGACUGACUCAUAAGGGCUCCUUCCUUUUUUUGUGGUUAUUUUCUGCAACCCACAUGUAGACUGGGAAUGUCUGGAAUUUGGCAUCCUGCAGCGUUUCCUGUGGACGUUCCAGGCCAAGACCACUUUGCGCUUUUUCACAUAUUUUUUAAACCUAUGAAACAUAUCACUUUGUAUUUGUCUCAUAUACUGUAUGUUACUGUUUGUUAAUGUUAAUCAAUUUGCUGUGUUAUUGAAAAAAAAGUGCCAACCAAUAGACAUCCAGUCUUGUCAUUUCACUCCCAGGUAUCGUCCAAUCACAGAUUGUACUCGCGGCUGUGUGGACUCAAACAGCAGUCCUCUCCUGGGUGGAUCACUGUAUUGUUGUAAUGAGGGAGAAGCGAUUGUGUUCACUGGUUAGCACGCUUUAGUUAGAUUUCACAUAAAAUAUAUAAAUUUACACAAUUUACACAAAUGUGUCUAAGCUACCACACAUGCCCACAACAGUUAUAUGAAGAAACUGCUUAUAUACAUUAUCUUGAACAUUCCUAUAAACCGCAGAGAGAAAAUGUAGAUUGGCGGAGAACGUUCUACCGUCAGUUAAACCAAAAGAAAACUCACUUUUUAAAGGGUGUUUCCAUACAAAAGCUAGCCUGAGCAGUUUACAUGCCUGUAUGUGUUUGAGAAUAAGUGUGUGAAGUAAGCCACCUAUAUUUAGUUUUAUGUGCACAUUCGACUUCAUACAUAUGUGUGUUAGUGCAUUUAGGUUUAAGUGUAUGCGUGUUUUGCCAUCUGUAAUUACUGAACAGUACCAACCAUGCCGUCAUAAAUCCUAGGUUUCAUAAACCCUCCUUGUGGUCUUUCUGCUGAGGAUAUAGCCCACUGGAAAAAUGCCCGAAAACUGCUGAGACAAGUAUGUGUGUGUUUGUGUUGUUCACCCACUCUCUCUCCCACUGAACUGCAACAGUAGUUGAUGAAUGUCUGGCCUUGCUCUUAUUUGCAUUCAGUAGCCAUCAGCAUACAUGUUGCCAUGAUGUUGUGGUGUAAUAUCUGACAGGAAUCCUGAGGUGAUGUCAGCUGCUCCAUGCAAUAUGUAUAACUAUGCAAACACAAUACUGUAGUGUGUGUGCUCCAGCUCUGAUACCCAGCAAGCCUCAGGAAUCUAGAAACUACCGGGUGGACUCCAGCGGUCUUUAUCAAGCCACUGAUUGAGAUCGGUGCUUAACUGUGCCCAAGGAAGGAGGGAAAUUAUUGUAUCUCAGAAAGUUCAGCAUUUCAGAAAUAAAAUAAUCUACACCAGCAACACCAGCUUUUAUAUAUCUUCUAUUACAAUUGGAAUAUCUUUGGGCAUGGAGGAACUGGCACUUAACAUACAAAUAAAUGAGGUUCUUCAAGUACAGUAUAGGUGUAGAGAUCCUUAUUCAAGUGCUAGAGCUGCGUUUCAAUCCAGUAACGCUGAGAAAAGACAAGUUGCUGAGCCUCCUCUGAAGCACGGGAUAAACUGGAGGCUGCUGCGUUUCAUUCUGCUCGUCUCUGCAGGUGGACAGUGCCGGGCGGUUGGGUCCCAGAUAUUGAAAGUUUUAAUAAGCACCAUAAUGGAGAGAAAGAUUAAAAUGAGAAUAGGAAAUAAUCACUGGAAUUGUUGUUUUCUAAUCUGAUCAUUCCUAUUGUUUAUUAAUUUUUUUAAGAGAUUUUUUUCUAUGUGAUUUUUACAGUUGAUUAUUCUAAUGUAUUUGAAUGGAGACACCAUUUUUUUUUUUGCUCUGUAUACAGAAUAAUGCACAUAGUCAUUCUGUUUGCUACCCAGGACUAUUAAAAAUGUCUUAAGUAAAUA
Molecule: messenger RNA, 6594 nt
Organism: Notothenia coriiceps (black rockcod)
Lineage: Eukaryota; Metazoa; Chordata; Actinopteri; Perciformes; Nototheniidae
Product: protein diaphanous homolog 1
Exons: 30
Coding region: 730-4425 (1231 amino acids)
Biological process (GO): actin filament polymerization; actin cytoskeleton organization
Cellular component (GO): actin filament
Molecular function (GO): small GTPase binding; actin binding
Source: RefSeq, a predicted model, not a curated record